Manis javanica (Malayan pangolin) is the source of this 1722-nucleotide messenger RNA. NCBI's taxonomy places the organism in Eukaryota, Metazoa, Chordata, Mammalia, Pholidota, Manidae. The record is from RefSeq and is a predicted model, not a curated record.
AUGGUAUGGCCCCAGGGGACUUUGCUGACCAACCCCUGGUACCUCCUCUGCCCCCAGUGCAUCCACAGAGACCUGGCUGCUCGGAACAUCUUACUGUCAGAAAGUGAUGUGGUGAAGAUCUGUGAUUUCGGCCUGGCCCGGGACAUCUACAAAGACCCGGACUACGUGCGCAAGGGCAGUGCCCGGCUGCCCCUGAAGUGGAUGGCCCCUGAGAGCAUCUUUGACAAGGUGUACACCACCCAGAGCGACGUGUGGUCCUUCGGGGUGCUGCUCUGGGAGAUCUUCUCCCUGGGGUCCUCCCCAUAUCCCGGGGUGCAGAUCAAUGAGGAGUUCUGCCAGAGGCUGAAAGAGGGCACCCGGAUGAGGGCCCCCGAGCUGGCCACUCCCGCCAUAUGCCACAUCAUGCUGAACUGCUGGUCGGGAGACCCCAAAGAAAGGCCUGCAUUCUCAGAUCUGGUGGAGAUCCUCGGGGACCUGCUCCAGGCGGGCGGCCGGCAGGAGGAGGAGGCCUGCACAGCUGCCCGCAGCUCUCAGAGCUCAGAGGAGGGCAGCUUCAUGCAGGCGUCCACCACUGCCCUGCACGUCGCUGAGGCUGACACAGACACUGAGGACAGCCCAGCGAGCCUGCAUCGGCACAGCCUGGCCGCCAGAUACUAUAACUGUGUGUCCUUUCCGGGGUGCCUGCCCAGGGGGACUCAGAGCCAGGGUCCCUCCAGGAUGAAAACGUUUGAAGAAUUUCCCAUGACCCCAACAACCUACAAGGCCUCGGUGGAUAACCAGACAGACAGUGGGAUGGUGCUGGCCUCUGAGGAGUUCGAGCAGCUGGAGAGCAGACACAGACAAGAAGGCGGGCUCAGCAGCUGUAAAGGACCUGACCAGAAUGUGGAUGUGACCAGGGCCCACCCCAACUCCCAAGGACGGCAGCGGCAGCCGGACCCGGGCGCACAGGGAGGCCAGGUGUUCUACAACAGCGAGGGCCUGGAUCUGCCCCCACAGCCACUGCUCAAGUCAGAAUGGCUCUGUGAGAUGUGAGCACCGUGGGCUACCCUGAGGAAGGCUUGAGUUGGCCCAGAGGACCCACCAGCAUUGCUCUGUGCCAGGCUGCAGUCAGCAUUCCUGUGGCUCUGGGGGGCCUCUGCCCUCCCACGGGAGUGACCAAGAGCCCUCUGGGGGCUGGAGUUGUUCUGCCCAAGCCACACGGCAACCCAGCUCCGUUGCCCAGUCACACCCCACCUGGGCAGGAGAGGGACCCUCUUCCAGUUAUCGCCACGGACACUGACGCCCACCCCCACCCAUGAGAUGCUUGCGGGACAGGCGGCCGUGCAGCCAGCAGGACUUGCCCGGCAGACCCCCUCCCACCCACUGUGUGUCAGUCCUUUAGGACACAUCAAGUGCACAUGUGACUUAUAUCCUCAUCAUACCCAGGGGACUUCGUCCUCUGAUGUCACCUGACUGGGAGACUGAGGUCUCAGGUUUACCUGGUGGGCGUUCAGAGGCUGUUCCCAAUCAGAGGAGCGACCUGCGUGAUGCAGGUGCAGGCUGGGCCCACUGGCCCCUCCCACGUGCCUGCCACCUUUUGGUGUCACUCUCUCGUCACAUAACUGUGCACAUAAAAAUGUACCGGGAAAAAAGCCUGCCACACCCUUGUACACCAAGUGCCACAUCAUGUUAAAAUAUUUAACGGAAGAUAAUAAUAAAUUCAGUGCCAGUGUUUGAGUUACA